AUGGUGACGUUGUGGCUGGCCGGAAGUCUGGGUCAACCCAUCGGGUCGUGUGGUCAAAGGCUGACCGGGGUGAGGAAAGCAUACGAGCGUCGAUACGGCAAGACCAAGGCGGGAAUGAUCAGUUCUACAGCCCUUUCGUCCGUCUCCAAUACUGCAAGCGGCAAGGGUGGUAACAGGAAUAUUUCGGGAAAGUCUAAGUCGACUUCUGGAUCAUCUUCUAAAAGCAAUGCAAAUGACACGGUGGCGCUUUGCAGGAAAAGCAGUGACGACUCGCAGGGCAUGGAUUGUCAUGAUAACCCGGUGAAAACGUCAAGCGUAGAUGAAACUAACCAUCUUAACAAUGGAUUAAGUACCAAUCAGGAUUCUACAAAGAAGAAACUAAGCCCUGACGGACCACUACAGCACAACGAAAUACAGUGCCUCGUGAAAGAUAGCGAAAAGAAUAUCAACCAAGGAAAGCAAAAUGGCGGACUGUCCAAGGAAGCUAAGGUGGCUAUGGAAAACAUGAUUUCAAAAUCUAAUGUCGCCUCGAACAAUGAGAAUAUUGCAUAGAAAGAAAGAACUUUAUUUAAUACUUACUUUUGAAACAAACGGCUUGAAGAAAGUAAUGUUAUUUGCUCUCAAUAUUUGAAUAUAUUUCGAUGUUCAGAUUAAAGAAAUAUGAAAUAUAUAAUAUUACACUAACUCAAUGCGACCUUCAGUUAAUCACAUUUUGCACAUGGAAACACUGUAUUUAUAAGUAGGACCACCCCAUCUACGCCAUCUACGUUAGAAGUACGCACAGGCUUGAGGCUGGUGUGAUGAUAAUUAAUAAAAGAGAAGUGUAAGGCUAUUAAACUCAUUUAAUAAGCAUGUGGAGUUCAACGAGAAUCCCAAUUGUACUGCCGUGUUGCUGUUUUAUCUGUGUUUUAUGAAAUAAGCAUACACAUUUAUCUACCUUUGUCCUUUAUAGAUACGAGUCUGAGUUUUCAAAUCAAGAUGUAAUAUAAUAAAAUUCUACGUAUUUCUGAACUUCUAAAAAUAAAGUGAAUGAUGCUCCAACUUAAAAAAAUAAAUUGUGCUGUAGGUAUGACUAGCUUCAUAAAUGAUUAAAUAAUUUUGAAAUUUGAUAUCGAUCAUGUAAAGUUAUAUUUUUAUAUCAACAUGUAAUUAUUGUUUGAUAAUUCUACUGGCGGGUAGCUACUGCGAACAGUAUGGCGAUCAAUUUGUAAAUAAACGACUUUGAAAAGGGCUCGAAUGUAGAUAUUAUGGGGGCGUUGCGUGGCUUCACAAAUAGCCAAACCUAUUUAGUUGAUGAUUUAUUGAUGUGGUUGUCAAACUAAAGGUCUCCCAUUUUUAGAACGUUCGUCGAUUUAUCUUGAAAAGAAUCUGUUUCCAUCUUUUAAAAACAAUUAUUUAAUGUGCCCUCAUCUAUUCCGUCCAUUAUACAUCGGUAGAUUUUGAAAAAUUAUAUAAACAUUGAAAGAACACAGAAAUAAGUUGAAAUGAAAUAAUUGUGUAUUUGUUAGAGAUAGAAAUAACGUGAAUGUUUGUACGAUGGAUAUUUAUGAUAAUGGUUUUGAUUGUUGUUUUCACAUUCGUUUCUGUAGUGUGCACAAAGGUUCGACAAUAUUUUCCUUGGAGACCACAUUCUCCGCAAUAUUUCAAAUCUAUUUCAAUUUUCUUCACAAAAAAGUCAUAGAUGUGCAGUGGCUACGUUCUCAAGGAUAGUCUGGUUUAGUAUUUUGAUUAUUUAAAUUGAAGACGCAGGCUAAACAUGGAUGUGUUUAUUUAUCAUACCACCACAUAAUGCUACGAAAAUAAUCGUCAUUGGUUCACACAAAAAACAAUUUGGACGAGGGAUCACUUUUCUAGCUUCUUUGCUAUCGUGUACUGAGAUGGAAAUUUCUGUCGGAAAAUAAAUUGGGUACUCUGAACACAUCUUUAUUCCCUUCCCUUAUUUUUUCGGAGAAAUAAAAACAAAGGAGAAGAAAAAGGGAUUAAAAAAUGUCAUAAUUCAAUCAAAGCCUUUGGUGGCUCCAUCGUGAAAAAAUAUUUCAUAAAAUCAACUAAUAUCAAAUUUGAAAUAUGAAACUCGCAUCUAACAUUGUAGCAUCAUUUGUUAAAUCUCAUAUUAAUCGAUUUUAUAUUGUGGAUCUUGAACUUGUGACACGUUUAAUUGCUCUAUUAUGAUGUCUAGCUAUUGUCUUAUUUAAAAAGUUGGUCCAGUAUUCUAAGAAUUGUUUUAGUUGAAUAAAACAAACAAUUUGAUCUUUUGUAUAGUCUCUCGUACUGAGAUUCAGAAAGGUUGGGGAAGCUCGUGAACUCAUCAUGAGGCACGCAAGAUGCAAUGUUGUAAUAAUUCUAGAUAGACUGUGGCAUAUUAAUGAUCAUAUAUCAGUAAAAUAAUAUAAAAUGAUAAUAACAAUUACACCCUUCUUGAAUUCAUAAAAAAUAUACUUCAGUAAAUUAAAAGAACAAAGAAAUUUAACAAUAAACCAAUUACCGAGGAACACUUUAUUUACAGAUAGCUGUUCCAUUUGGACAGAUGGUAAACACAGUAUAGGGUUUCGGAGAGCAGACAAAGUCAUUUGUUUGGAGACUGAAAGAACAUGAUACACCUAAAAAAAAAUGAUGGGCAUUAUUUUAGAUUGAAAUAACAACUCUACCAUGGUGAAUGAGCAUAUUUUCCCCGUGUGUUAGACUCGCUCAUAAUGUCUGAAUUAUACCCCAGUACACUGUAAAAAAUGAAGUGCUAAAUUAGCACUUACAGUGCUUGCAUAGUGACUGCACUACGAGUGCUGAUUUUUUAGUUCAAAUUUAAACUAGAAAAUUAGCACUCGUAGUGCAGUCACUAUACAAGCACUUUAAGUGCUAAAUUAGCACUUCAUUUUUUACAGUGUAGUUUCUGAAGCAAACUGACCAGUAUGUAAUUAUAUUGGACCCUUUUUAAGAAUCUCGUGGUACGUAACCCCAAAUAAAAUCGACCUUUUAAUGGUAGUUGCCGUGGUUACCGCAACAGCAAGUCUUUAUGAAAUGGGCGCCUAAAUUCUUUUGAUGCGUCCCAACAUAUAUUUCGUCAUAUUCAAUAAAUGUGAACUUUGUGCAAUAA
Molecule: messenger RNA, 3091 nt
Organism: Lytechinus pictus (painted urchin)
Lineage: Eukaryota; Metazoa; Echinodermata; Echinoidea; Temnopleuroida; Toxopneustidae
Exons: 5
Coding region: 1-552 (183 amino acids)
Source: RefSeq, a predicted model, not a curated record